Messenger RNA from Culex pipiens pallens (northern house mosquito), 697 nucleotides. RefSeq lists its product as uncharacterized. NCBI's taxonomy places the organism in Eukaryota, Metazoa, Arthropoda, Insecta, Diptera, Culicidae. The transcript has a single exon. Bases 1 to 669 code for a protein of 222 amino acids. The record is from RefSeq and is a predicted model, not a curated record.
AUGGAUGCUAUUAAAUUGAUAAACGUGUUGAACCGACUGCUAUCUUCAAAUGUUCUAGUUACGCGAAAGCACAAUCGCUUGGUUGCAGUAUCCUCGGGAGCAUUCCGAAAUUUCUUUCUAUUGCUUUCGAUCCUCGCAAUUGCCGAGUAUUUUUUAGUGAUUCAAUUUAACGCGUUCAAAGCUGUCAUACUAUUCAAGCCGGACGUUUCAAUUGCAUCUUCGGUCGUCAUGUACAUGGCUUUCAUGGCGGUCCAACUUCCGAUGAUCGUAUCCGACCUGAAGAAUCGCGCGAUGGUCACCGACCUGUGCCAACGCGUGCUGCAGAUUGAUCAGGACUUGGUGACAUGCUUUCCGGGAUCGACCCAACGGCGCUGCCAGUAUUGGUGGAUUAAGCUGGAACUUGUGCAUUUGACCUGUGUCAGCAUUAUGUUGACGGUGCGGGCCAUAGAAAUGUCCAUCAUUCUUUCAAGUACUUUUGGAAUUGCCAUCGUGGGACGUGUCCUGCUGGAAUGUUUGAUGCAACUGAGGUUGAUCUUUGGCCAAUUGCUGGUGGAGAUUUUGAGUUCGCAGUUUGAUACACUACGACUGAUUGCGAUUUCUCGCGAGAAUCUUCACAAGAUGGUUUACUUCUUGGACGAGUUGAUCGAGCUUAAAAAGCUCGUGAGUUGAGCAUUUGGUGUCCAGCUGCUUUGCGGUA